AUGGGGUAUUUUGCCAGCGUAUUUCUGCUUUUGAUCACAGCCUUGCCCGCUGCUCGGGCAGGUGAAAUGAUCCAAGCCGCUGCGGGUACUCCCGGAAUUAUCCCCGACGCAUACAUCGUUGUGAUGAAUGAUGGCAUUUCAGAUUCAGAUUUCGAAUCACAUAGGGGCUGGGCAGCGAGCAUGCACAAUAAGGCCGUUCAGAAGCGCGGGAGAAUAUUUAGCGGCAUGACGCGCAUGUGGAACGCCACGGAACUGAAGGGCUACAGUGGUUCAUUCGACCGGCAGACGAUUCAACAGAUAGCGAAUCAUUCCUCGGCAACAGGGAUUAUAUUUUUGACGAUCUGCUGGUCGGGCAUCACUAUCUAUGGAGUCGAUACGGGUAUCGACAUACAGCAUCCCGAGUUCCAAGGCCGCGCUAUCUGGGGUACCAACCAAGUCGACAAUGUCGACCGAGACCAAAACGGGCAUGGCACACACACGGCUGGGACAUUCGCCGGGACGACCUUUGGUGUAGCCAAGAGGGCUACCAUUGUCGCUGUGAAGGUACUCGACGCCCAAGGCGGUGGACGCGCUAGCAGCAUAAUCAGCGGGAUUAACUGGUGUGUAAGCCAUGCCAGACAAAAUAAUCUUCUCGGCAGGGCUGUCAUGAAUCUCAGCUUGGGCGGCUCUGGGACACGUUCGUUCAAUCAGGUCGCUACAAACGCCGCAAACGCUGGUAUCUUUCUAUCAGUUGCGGCCGGGAAUGAUGCCGAAGAUGCCGCGAAUACGUCACCUGCUUCAGCUCGCGGAGUUUGCACGGUUGCCGCCAGCACUGAGCAAGACACUCGAGCAGACUUUUCCAACUUUGGGCAAAUCGUGGAUAUCUAUGCUCCAGGAGACCGAAUCAUCUCUGCAUUCCCGAACAACAGCAGACAAGUUCUGUCGGGCACAUCCAUGGCCGCCCCUCACGUUGCAGGCGUGGGAGCUUACCUCAUGGCCCUCGAAGGGAUCUCCGCUACUCAAGUUUGUGACCGGCUCAAGAGGCUGUCCCAGCCCAGUAUCCGCAAUCCGGGGCCGAGAACCACAAACAGACUACUCUAUAACAAUAGCGGAGUGUAA
Uncinocarpus reesii 1704 is the source of this 1098-nucleotide messenger RNA. RefSeq lists its product as uncharacterized. NCBI's taxonomy places the organism in Eukaryota, Fungi, Ascomycota, Eurotiomycetes, Onygenales, Onygenaceae. The coding region runs from base 1 to 1098 and encodes 365 amino acids. The transcript is spliced from 4 exons. The record is from RefSeq and is a predicted model, not a curated record. Gene Ontology annotation, biological process: proteolysis. Gene Ontology annotation, molecular function: serine-type endopeptidase activity.